AUGUUCCGUCCGUGGACUUACAACCCUCAACCUGAGCCACAAUUCCCCUGGGCCGGGCCUGGGCAGGCCUUCAACAAUGUCCACACCGGCGAUAGAGUCAACAUCAACACCAACAACUUCAACGCCUUCCCCCGAGCCAACCCCCACCCGCCCUUCAACCUCAACGCGGGCCCGCGCCUCUUCAACUUCGCAAACCUCUUCAACACCACAAACAACUUCCCCAACGGGCCCCUCCGCCCCGACGGCCGCCUCCGCAACCGCAUCACCGUCCUCCUCCCCGACGGCACCCGAAUCCUCGUCGACCGCGACGUCAUGCACGAACACCUCCCGCGCACCCGCAACGCCGUGCCGGGCGCCUACUUCGCGGUCCCCGAGUUCCUGCGCGGCUACAACCCGGGCCUCGACCCGGCCGGCUUCGACCGGCACCGCUUCCAGGACGCCUUCGCGCGCGCCGCGGGCUUCGUCUUCCGCUACAUCGAGAUGCUGUGCCGUUCGAACCGCGAGGCAUCCGACGGCUUCGACCUCUUCGCGCGCCCGCGCUUCCUCCUGCUCAACGCCCGCAACCGGCUCGACACCAUCCAGGAGAUCUACUGGCACCUGUUUCUGCUGUGCUGCGUGCUGGACCAGGACCGCGCGUUCGGAUGCUCGGAUAUGUUCGCGCGGCCGAUCGGGGAGUUUCUGGUCGAGUUCAUGCCGCGGGUCGAGGCGUUCAUGCCGCCCGGCGCCGCGCAGUUGUUGUUUGUCGGGUACGCGAGGAUCUUUCGCGAGACGAGGGUGGAGAUUGGGUUCUUGAGGGAGUUGUGGGAGAUGAUGGAUGACAUUGACCAGAUGCGCCUACGGGAGACGAUCGGGCCUCAACUGGCGGGCAAUGGGAUGGGAAACAACGCUCAUCGUAUCUGGACUGCGCUGAGGCACUUGGGAUUGGUUUGA
Molecule: messenger RNA, 930 nt
Organism: Colletotrichum karsti
Lineage: Eukaryota; Fungi; Ascomycota; Sordariomycetes; Glomerellales; Glomerellaceae
Exons: 1
Coding region: 1-930 (309 amino acids)
Source: RefSeq, a predicted model, not a curated record